AAAACAUAACCUCACUUUAGAGUCAAAAUGAAUUCUUUGUUGAGAAUCGUAAAGAAUGCCCCUAAUAUAAAAAAUAUUCAGGCUAGGGGUGUGUCUCUGACGACACAGUUAAAUUUAAAAGAAAUUCGUGAGGUGCAAGAAGGUAAAACUUUGACUAUAUACGGUGAAACUGUGCCUUCACCAAGGGAACCUUACUUAAUUAAGAACGAAAACCCCCAUGUUUGCCCUCUGUGUGCUUUAGGAAUGGAAGUUAAACAUACUGAUGUGUUAAUUUUAAGUCAAUUUUUAAGAUCAGAUGGUUGUAUGCUACCAAAAAGAAUUACAGGGUUGUGUAAUAAGCAACAAAAAAAAAUUUCGUCUUUAGUUACUAUGGCACAGAAAGCAGGUUUGAUGCCAAAUUUAAACCCUGCAAAUAGUAAGAAAGAUCCUUCAAAGAGAUUUCAGUGGAAGAAAUAUAAUAAAUACUUUGACGAAAGUACCAUAGAUCAGAAAAAAAACCAUAAAAAAUUAAUAGAGUUUUCGUAAUUUUGUUAAUAAUGUAAUAGGUGAAUAAUAAGGA
Brassicogethes aeneus is the source of this 559-nucleotide messenger RNA. The record is from the annotation of a GenBank genome assembly. NCBI's taxonomy places the organism in Eukaryota, Metazoa, Arthropoda, Insecta, Coleoptera, Nitidulidae.